GAGUGUGUGCAUCGACCACAAUGGCAUUUCUUUCGAUACGACUAGUGGCCACAGCUGCAGCGAAAAGUGCCAAUGCAAACCUGGCGAAGAAUAUCAGAAAGUGUACCCUGGAUCGGCAGAUUGGUUCCGUCGCACGGUUCAGCUCCGCUGUCUAUCGGCUGCCACAGAAGCACUAUGAAGUGCAGCAACGUCAACAGCAUAGCCAGGCGACCCUGCUAAACGCUGCAAUCGUUUCAGAUCAGCAUAUCAACAUGGCCACUCCGAGCCGCGAUCUCACGAUACAAGAAACCUCUCGCAGUCUCCAACUGUACUCCAAAGAUCUGAAUCCCAUUGAGAAAGAUGCAAAGACACUACGAGUUGGAAACAUCUCGGACAAGCCAACUGUGCUGAUCUUCGCGUGGCUGAACGCCAAGCAGAAACACCUGGCCAAAUACGCCAAGUUGUACAUCGAGCAGGGCUAUGACGUUGUGGUGACCCAGCUGACCCCCUGGCAGCUACUCUGGCCCAUGAAGGGCAGUCAGCUCGUGGCAGCCGACAUCGUCAAGUUCUUGAAGAACAACGAGUUCAAGAAUGAUCUUCUGUUUCAUGAUUUCUCCGUCGGAGGUUACUUGUAAGGUGAGUGUCUGGUGCACAUUGCGCGGGAUCUGCAAAACUACCAGGUCGUGCUGGACCGCGUCAAGGGUCAUAUCUGGGACAGUGCAGCCGAUAUUACGGAAAUUCUGGAAGGAGAACCCCGCGCCCUGUUCCCUCGUAAUCCAACCUUGAAGAAUGCGCUUCGGAAAUACAUGAUUUACCACAUGAAAGCUUUCCACGAACCAGCCACAUCGCAUUACAUACGAUCAAGCCAGAUGUUCCACACCAACCUGCUGAAAUGUCCAGCAUUCUUCCUGUGUUUGAAAACGGAUCCCGUUGAAACGGAAGUCGCGAACAGACGCGUGUGAGACAGCUGGGAGAACAAUGGCG
Aedes aegypti (yellow fever mosquito) is the source of this 963-nucleotide messenger RNA. RefSeq lists its product as uncharacterized. The transcript has a single exon. Gene Ontology annotation, molecular function: serine hydrolase activity. NCBI's taxonomy places the organism in Eukaryota, Metazoa, Arthropoda, Insecta, Diptera, Culicidae. The record is from RefSeq and is a predicted model, not a curated record.